Molecule: messenger RNA, 1590 nt
Organism: Penicillium atrosanguineum
Lineage: Eukaryota; Fungi; Ascomycota; Eurotiomycetes; Eurotiales; Aspergillaceae
Gene: gfsA
Product: glycosyltransferase family 31 protein
Exons: 1
Coding region: 1-1590 (529 amino acids)
Molecular function (GO): acetylglucosaminyltransferase activity
Source: RefSeq, a predicted model, not a curated record
AUGCCUCUCUUCCGGCUGAAGACGGUUUUCCCUUUGCUCGCCCUGUUGUCAAUCGGUGUCUUCUUCUGGUGCAUGGAACGCUAUGAUCGGACGGCCUUCCUCCGUUUCAAGCACCUGGACCGCGUGAACCUGGGCACCAACCAGGCUCCGUUAGAUGCAACCGAGAAAUUGGCUACCACAGACACCGCCAGCAACACCUGUGAGGUCGACCCCAAGCUGGCUGCUCCUCUCCCUUUCUCCGAAUGGCUCCCCCGUAAGAACUACACCCGCGCCUAUUUCCGCCCUCGCCUCGUGAGCCCCAAGACCGAGUUCCACACACUCGAGGAGAUUGAGAAGCCCGUUCUCCCACCGAUGGUCGCCAUGGAGCGCGGAAUGGUGGUCUCUCCCGAAAACAGCGAGGAGAAUUUCGUCUGCCCGGAAAUUAUCGAUGUUGAUGUUGCCGCGGACGACGAUGUCGACGAGACCUCGAAACUUUUGUUCGGUUUAGCCACUACGGUCGACCGUCUGGAUCGCUUGCUCCCUUCCCUGCUUUACACCUAUGGUAACACCAAGGCCGGUCUUCUCGUUCUGGUUCCCGAGUCCGACGACGAUCUGGACAAGCAGGAGACCUACUUCCGCAACAGGGGUCUGGAUCUGACUCUCAUCGCUUCCCCGCUCGAUUUCACUGCUCGCUACUUCGGUAUGGUCGACGCCUUCUCGGAGCACAUCCGCAAGCAUCGCCCUCACACCACCUGGGUCGGUUUCAGCGACGAUGAUACCUUCUUCCUGUCUCUUCCUACCGUUGCCGAGGAGCUGAAGCUGUUCGAUGAGAAGAAGAAGCACUAUAUUGGAUCCCUAUCUGAGGCCAGCUGGCAGGUGGACACUUUCGGCCACAUCGCUUUCGGUGGUGCCGGUGUCUUCGUUUCCAAGCCUCUGCUCGAUGUGCUUAUGAAGUACUACGACGAGUGCCAGUCCUGGGGCGAGCAGCCGGGUGACCAGAAGCUCGGCCAGUGUAUCCAGCGAUUCGGCGACACUCCUCUGACUCUCUGGCCCUCGCUCUACCAGAUGGAUAUGACCGAGCCCGUCGACGGUGUCUACGAGUCCGGUCGCAAGAUCGAAUCUAUGCACCACUGGAACAGCUGGUAUUCCAAGGACGUCGUGAAGAUGACUACUGUUUCUGCGGCCGCUGGCCGGAAGUCCGUUCUCCGCCGUUGGGUUUUCGAUCAGGAGGAGACUAUCAACAACGCAACCGGCAAGUCUACCCGCCACUUCUGGGUCUUGACCAACGGUUACUCUAUGGUCAAGUAUACCUACGAUGAGUUCGUUUCGGAUGAUGCCAUCAACUUCGACGCUGUCGAGAAGACCUGGCCCGAGGACCCCCGCGGCUUCGAGGAGCGCUUGGGUCCCCUCCGUCCCGCGGAGGAUGAGGGUGUCACCAAGGAUCGGUGGUUGAUGCACGAUGCGUAUGUGGUGGGUGACAACGUCCACCAGUUCUAUGUGCGCGAGGAAGAUGAGGGACACAGUGUGAUCGAGAUCGUCUGGCUCGGCCCCAAGGGCGGCGGUGGCGGUGGUCUCAGCGAUCACCACAUCACCGGUACCUAUCAGCAAUGA